CAAUGGUUGUGCACUAAAAGGUUUUGUAUUUGAAGCUCGUUUGGCUCCUGAAAGUCUUACAACUUAUGAGUAAGGAGGUGCGUUUUAAGGUGGUGGUGGUGAAGCAGUUGAUUAAUUAUGAGGGGUUUUUUUUAAGAUGCAAUCGGUGGUGGAAAAGGCCGAAGAAUCAACACUUUACAGUUUAAUUGGAGCAAUUUAAAUUCAUUUCCGAGGGGUCUGCAGGGUGCUGCGCAGAAAAGAAUACUGAAACAAUGUCAUCCAAAUUCUUGGUCUCAUUGCUAUCAUGUUUGAGAAAGGAGGAAAUAGAUACUCAUAGGUCGUCAUUCUUGGAUAAUGGAAGCAUAUUAUUAGAGGAUCUCAUUGCUUCUUGCAAUGGAAAAUCUAAUCCCAUUCGAAAUUACUCUGCUGAUGAACUCAUGAGGGCAACCAACAAUGUUGAUCCUUCUGGCGUGAUGCAACAAGAUUCAUCAUACAAAAUGUUCCAGGGUUUUCUUGACAACCGGUCAGUUAUCAUUAAAAAGUACUUCACUGUGCACUGGCUUGCUCCGGAGCAAACUAGGUCUAUGGCAAUUCGAGACAUUGUCAUUUCAAUACAGAUGAGCACCCACAAAAAUGUUUUGAAACUCUUGGGAUGUAGCUUAGAGUUCCCUAUACCAGCUCUGGUCUAUGAAUAUGCAGCGAAGGGAGUUCUCAACUUUGAAGGAGGUUAUGGGAAUCGAAUAAUGAGUCCCUACCAUGGAAAACUAGAUUGAGUAUUGCAAAGCAGCUUGCAAAUGCAAUUACAUAUUUACAUACUGCAUUUCCCAGGCCCAUUAUUCUCAGGGAUUUAAAACCCAACUGCUUUUUUUUAGACAAUGACUAUGUUCCUAAAAUCUGCAACUUCGCAACUUCCAUAACCAUUCCACCUAUGCAAUCACAUGUUUAUACUGAUAAUUUGAUAUAUACACUUGGGUAUCUUGACCCUACCUACUCGGCUAAUCAUCGCAUUUCAGAAAAAACUGAUGUGUAUACUUUUGGUAUUGUAUUAUUUGUAUUUA
Molecule: messenger RNA, 1037 nt
Organism: Rosa chinensis
Lineage: Eukaryota; Viridiplantae; Streptophyta; Magnoliopsida; Rosales; Rosaceae
Product: serine/threonine-protein kinase ZRK1-like
Exons: 3
Coding region: 252-752 (166 amino acids)
Biological process (GO): protein phosphorylation; cell surface receptor signaling pathway
Cellular component (GO): plasma membrane
Molecular function (GO): protein serine/threonine kinase activity
Source: RefSeq, a predicted model, not a curated record